Daldinia decipiens is the source of this 1949-nucleotide messenger RNA. RefSeq names its product FAD/NAD(P)-binding domain-containing protein. Bases 88 to 1914 code for a protein of 608 amino acids. The record is from RefSeq and is a predicted model, not a curated record. Gene Ontology annotation, molecular function: flavin adenine dinucleotide binding; N,N-dimethylaniline monooxygenase activity; NADP binding. NCBI's taxonomy places the organism in Eukaryota, Fungi, Ascomycota, Sordariomycetes, Xylariales, Hypoxylaceae. The transcript has 4 exons.
CUCUAACGCAGAACUUCACUCCUAUGUGGUGUUUCAAUACUCAACACGCCCAAGCCAGUAUAGAGGUACCCAGGUACCUUUACUGUAAUGUCUCCCUCUAUAAUCGAAGAGUAUGACUAUGUUGUAGUAGGUGCUGGGUUCCACGGGCUUGCCGUAGCAAAACAAUUACAUUGUACGCAGCCUGACCGUACUCUGGUGAUAUUUGAAGUACAAUCUACUCUGGGUGGCAAAUGGGCCAAGAAUAGGCUGCUUCCAGGCCUAAAGAGCAAUAAUCUCUUAGGGACAUAUGAAUACCCCGACUUUCCUAUGACUGCGGAUAGGUUUGAUGUCAAGCCGGGCGAGCAUAUUCCUGGAGAAGUAAUUAAUACUUACCUCGAAGCGUAUGCCGAAGAAUUUGGCAUCAUUAAUUUCAUCAGGCUUGAAACUACAGUCCUUACUGCGGAACACCAGGACACAACAGAAGGCGGGUGGAUUCUAACGAUCAAGCAACAGAAUCAACAACAGACGAGCAAGGUUCUGGCUCAUAAGCUUAUCGUUGCCACUGGAUUAUUAUCGGAACCUUUCAUGCCAAGAUUCGACGGACAGGACGAAUUUAAUGGGAAGAUAUUUCACAGCAAGGAUUUCCCAAAAAACUUAGAUACGUUGGAAGCAAAGACCGUUACUGUCUUUGGGGCUGGAAAGUCUGGAUGGGAUGCCGUAUACCAAUAUGCCCUGGCUGGUGCCAAGGUAAAUUGGGUCAUUCGAUCGAGCGGCCAUGGCCCUGUAUGGAUGGCGCCUCCAUAUGUAACGCCGUUCAAGAAAUGGCUCGAGAAACUUACGAACACCCGCUUUCUUACCUGGUUCAGUCCGUGUAUCUGGGGUGAUGCCGAUGGCUAUUGGGGUAUACGUUAUUUUUAUCAUCGGACCGCGCUUGGUCGCUUUCUAGUAGAUCGCUUUUGGAAUAUACUCAGCCGGGAUAUCAUUACGCUGAAUAAAUACGACUCUCACCCGGAUACAGCCAAGUUAAAACCUUGGCUUCCCGUCAUGUUUGCAGGAUGCAGUUAUAGCAUUCUCAACUACGAGCAGGACUUUUUCGAGCUCGUUAAGAGUGACAGGGUCGAUAUUCAUAUCGGGGAGAUCAUCCGGUUAAGCCCAGGGAAAGUUCACCUUGCUGAUGGUACCGAAUUCGCAUCCGAAGCAUUUCUAGCGAAUACGGGCUGGACGCAUGUUCCACCUAUCAAAUUCCUUCCGGAAGGGAUUGAAAAGGAACUUGGAGUUCCCCACGAGGUUGCAGAAAAUGCGCCCGUACAAGACCUGGCAAACAACCAUACGCUUCUAGAACGAGCUGAUAAGGAGAUUCUGGAACGCUUCCCGAGACUCAAAAUACAGCCAGUAUGGAAGAAGAAUUUCGGCCCCCUCAUAGACCAGAAAGGAAUCAGCACUGAUGCACGAUCUCAUACACCCCUUACACCAUAUAUGCUACACCGUUUCCUUGUUCCUGCGUCCCCUCGUUUCCUACGGCCUCGAGAUAUAGCAUUUAUAGGCCUUCAAACCAAUAUCAGCAACAUCAUUACUGCUCACAUCACAGGGCUCUGGAUCAGCGCGUACUUCUCAGGAAAACUGGCAAGGGACCCUUCCAAGGCCAUCGACGAUAAGGAGGAGAUGAAGAAGCUGCUAUACGAGACCGUGCUGCACAAUAGAUUUGGCAAGUGGCGAUAUCCUACCGAAUGGGGGAAUAAAGGCCCAAACUUUACCUUCGAUGCUGUUCCUUAUUUUGAUCUACUCCAGCGGGACCUCGGAUUGAAUCCGUUUCGGAAGGGCAAUGUUCUUACGGAGAUGUAUGAUCCAUAUGGGCCGGAGGAUUAUCGUUACAUCAAUCAAGAGUGGCUAGAAAAACAGGCUCAGGCAUCUGGCACGGGGAGUUCCGUUGACUGAACAGGACUUCGCCUUCUUCGUGCCGUGUUAGGGCU